AUGCCUGGCAGUUGGGGCAAUCGGCUGCCGUACUUCAUAAACUACUUCUUUGACACCUACCUGCUGAUCAAUGAGGAUACUCCCGUGGGUUCCUCAGUGACUCAGCUGCUGGCCCGGGACCUGGACAACGACCCGCUGGUCUUUGGCGUGGUUGGGGAGGAGGCCAGCCGAUUCUUUGCAGUGGAGAGUGUGACCGGUGUUGUCUGGCUCAGGCAGCCCUUGGACAGAGAGACAAAGUCAGAAUUCACGGUUGAAUUUUCUGUCAGUGACAGCCAAGGGGUGAUCAAAGGGACAGUCAACAUCCAAGUUGGAGAUGUGAAUGACAACGCCCCGCGGUUCCACAACCAGCCGUACAGCGUCCGCAUCCCAGAGAACACUCCGGUGGGCACUCCGAUUUUCAUAGUGAAUGCCACGGAUCCCGACCAGGGGGCAGGAGGCAGCGUGCUUUACUCCUUCCAGCCUCCUUCCAAUUUCUUCGCCAUCGACAGCGGCCGUGGCAUUGUGUCGGUGAUACGGGAGCUGGACUAUGAAGUGACUCAGGCAUACCAGCUCCAGGUCAAUGCGACGGACCAAGAUAAAAACAAGCCACUGUCCACUCUGGCCAACCUGGCAAUCACCAUCACAGAUGUACAGGACAUGGACCCCAUCUUCAUCAACCUGCCCUACAGCACGAACAUCUAUGAGAACUCGCCUCCGGGUACCACAGUGCGGAUGAUAACAGCAAUCGACCAGGACAAGGGCCGUCCCCGGGGUAUCGGCGGCACAUGCUGCCAGAGGUAUUCGCAACUUUAUCGGCUGUUGGAAGGAAAGUGCCAUUUUGAGCCCCAAGCUGGGGCAGGUAACACCAACAGCAUCUUUGCACUGGACUACAUCAGUGGAGCUUUAACCCUGAAUGGGCCGCUGGACCGAGAAAACCCCUUCUAUACCUCUGGAUUUGUCCUCACAGUGAAGGGGACAGAACUGAAUGAUGACCGCACGCCCUCCAAUGCCACUGUCAUCACCACCUUCAACAUCCUAGUCAUUGACAUCAAUGACAACGCACCCGAGUUCAACAGCUCAGGGUACAGCGUGGCCAUCCCGGAGCUGGCCCAGGUGGGCUUUGCCCUUCCCCUCUUCAUCCAGGUGCAGGACAAAGAUGAGGGACCCAACAGUGUUUUCGAGGUUUACCUGGUGGGCAACAACUCCAACCACUUCAUCAUCUCGCCGACAUCCAUCCAGGGGAAGGCAGACAUCCGCGUCCGUGUGGCAGUGCCGCUGGACUUUGAGACCAUUCCUCGCUACGAAUUCUCGCUCUUUGCAAACGAGAGCGUUCCUGACCAUGUUGGCUUUGCCCGUGUGAAGAUUAACCUCAUCAACGAGAAUGACAACCGCCCCAUUUUCAGCAAGGCCCUGUACAAUGUCAGCCUCUUCGAGAAUGCCACCGUGGGCACCACCGUCCUCCAGGUCCACGCAACUGACAAUGAUGUAGGCACAUAUGGGAAAGUCAGUUAUUUUUUCAGCGAUGACCCUGACCGUUUCUCACUGGACAAGGACACGGGCAUAAUCCUCCUGACAGCUCGGCUGGACUUUGAGACCACGCAGCGCUACACCCUGACCAUCAUUGCCCGGGAUGGCGGCGGGGAGGAGACAACGGGACGUGUCAGGAUCAAUGUCCUCGAUGUCAAUGACAAUGUCCCCACCUUUCAGAAGGAGGCAUACCUGGGGGCUCUGCGGGAGAACGAGCCCUCCAUCACCCAGGUGGUCCGGCUCCGGGCGUCUGACGAGGACUCCCCUCCAAACAACCAGAUCACAUACAGCAUCGUGCAGGCGUCUGCCUUCCGUGACUACUUUGACAUCGCAGUGUCGGAAGGGUAUGGAGUGAUCAGUGUAAACCACCCCCUUGACUACGAGCAGGUGGCCAACGGGGUUAUUUACCUGACGGUGAUGGCCAAGGAUGCUGGCACCCCGCCACUCAACAGCACUGUCCCUGUCACCAUCGAGGUGUUUGAUGAAAACGACAACCCCCCCACGUUCAGCAAGCCCUCUUUUGUUAUAACUGUUAUGGAGGACAUCAUGGCAGGAGCCACGGUGCUGUUUCUCAAUGCCACGGACAUGGACCGGUCCAGGGAGUAUGGGCAGGAGUCAAUCAUCUACUCCCUGGAGGGCUCCUCUCAUUUUCGGAUCAAUGCUCGUUCAGGAGAAAUCACGACAACGUCUUUGCUGGACCGGGAGGCCAAAUCCGAGUACAUCCUCAUUGUCCGGGCAGUGGAUGGAGGUGUGGGCCACCAUCAGAAGACAGGCAUUGCUAUGGUGAACAUCACGCUGCUGGACAUCAAUGACAACUAUCCCACCUGGAAGGAUGAGCCAUACCUCAUUAACCUGGUGGAAAUGACCCCCCCCAACUCAGACGUUACCACGGUGGUGGCAGUUGACCCGGACCUGGGGGAGAAUGGCACGGUGGUGUACAGCAUCCGACCACCCAACAAGUUCUACAGCCUCAACAGCACCACAGGCAAGAUCCGCACCAGUGGUGUCCUGCUCGACCGGGAGAACCCCAAUGCCCAGGAGGCCCAGCUCAUGCGGAGGAUCGUGGUGUCGGUCACCGACUGCGGGAGGCCACCCCUGCGAGCUACCAGCAGUGCCACAGUUUUCGUCAACCUGCUCGACCUGAAUGACAAUGACCCCACUUUCCAAAACCUGCCCUUCGCCGCCGAGAUUGCCGAGGGCCUUCCCGCAGGCUCCUCCGUCUUCCAGGUAGUGGCCAUUGACCUGGACGAGGGUCCAAACGGGCAGGUGACAUACCGCAUGCAGGUGGGGAUGCCCCGCAUGGAUUUCCUCAUCAACAGCACCAGUGGGCUUAUCACCUCCACUACCAUGCUGGACAGGGAGAGGAUCGCCGAGUACUACUUGCGGGUGGUGGCCAGCGACGCCGGCGUGCCCUCCAAGAGCUCCACCAGCACCCUGACCGUCAAAGUUCUGGAUGUGAACGAUGAGAACCCCACCUUCUUCCCAGCCGUCUACAAUGUGUCGCUGCCUGAAAACGUGGCCCGGGAUUUCAAAGUGGUCCGGCUCAACUGCACGGAUGCUGACACUGGGCUGAACGCUGAGCUCAGCUAUUUCAUCACAGGUGGGAACCAGGACGGCAAAUUCAGCGUUGGCUUCAGGGAUGGGGUGGUCAGGACUGUCGUGAGCCUGGACAGAGAGACCGUGGCAUCGUACACACUGAUCCUGGAGGCCAUUGACAAUGGCCCCACAGGGAACCGGCGCACUGGGACUGCCACCGUGUAUGUGACCAUCCUGGACGUCAAUGACAACCGACCCAUCUUCCUUCAGAGCAGCUACGAAGUCAGCGUCCCCGAGGACAUCCCGGCUGCCAGCAGCAUAGUGCAGGUGAAAGCCACAGACUCAGAUGAAGGUGUUAACGGGAGAGUAUGGUACAGGAUUGUCAAGGGGAAUGAGCACAACAACUUCCGCAUCAAUCCCAGCACCGGGCUGGUGAUGCGGGGUGUGCGGCACCUGGACAGGGAGCAAAACUCCUCUCAUGUCCUGGAGGUGGAGGCCUACAACACGGAGCAGGGACCCAUGAGGAGCUCCGUGCGGGUGAUCAUCUAUGUGGAAGAUGUCAACGACGAGGUGCCAGUGUUCACCCAGCGGCAGUACAACCGCCUGGGGCUGCGGGAGACAGCUGGGAUAGGGACUUCAGUGGCGGUGGUCCGGGCCACCGACCGAGACACAGGGAACAGCGGUCUGGUGAACUACAAAAUCCUGUCAGGCGCUGAAGGGAAGUUUGAGAUCGAUGAGAGCACGGGCCUUAUCACGACAAUCGAGUACCUGGACUACGAGACCAAAACCAGCUACCUGAUGAACGUCUCUGCCACGGACCAGGCACCCCCCAACAACCAGGGCUUCUGCAGCGUGUACGUCAGUCUGCUGAAUGAGCUGGACGAGGCCGUGCAGUUCUCCAACAGCAGCUACGAGGCUGUGAUCAUAGAGAACAUCCCGCUGGGCUCCGAAGUCCUCAGGGUCCAGGCCCGCUCCAUUGACAACCUCAACCAGAUCACCUACAAGUUUGACCCCAACACCAACGCACAAGCGCUCUCCCUCUUCAAAAUCAACGGAAUCACUGGUGUGAUCACAGUCAAAGGCCAGGUGGAUCGAGAGAAGGGGGAUUUCUACACCAUGACAGUGGUGGCUGAUGAUGGAGGACCAAAGAUUGACUCCACGGUGAAGGUGACCAUCACGGUCCUGGAUGAGAAUGACAACAGCCCCCAGUUUGACAUCACCUCUGACUCCUCUGUGAGCGUGGCAGAGGACAGCAUGGUCGGCAAGCGGGUGGCUGUGGUCCUGGCCCGCGACCCAGAUGCAGGCAGCAACGGGCAGGUGACUUUCUCACUAAUGUCGGGGAACAUCGGCCGGGCUUUCGAGAUCCGUACCACCAAUAACACCUACGGCGAGGUGUUUGUGGCACAGCCGCUGGACCGGGAGCUGCUGGAUCACUACACCUUACGGAUCCAAGCCUCAGAUGGUGGUGUGCCUCCCCGGAGGAAGGAGCACACUCUGCGAGUGAACAUCCUUGAUGUCAAUGACAACCCCCCCAUCAUUGACAGCCCCUUCGGCUACAACGUGAGCGUGAGCGAGAACGUUGGUGGUGGCACAGCAGUGGCCCAGGUACAUGCCACCGACCGGGACGUCGGCCUCAACAGUGUCCUCUCCUACUACAUCACCCGUGGGAAUGAGGACCUCACCUUCCGCAUGGACCGCGUCACUGGCGAGAUCGCCACCCGGCCCUCCCCACCGGACCGCGAGCGGCAGAGCUUCUACAGCCUGGUGGUCACUGUCGAGGAUGAGGGCAACCCCUCCUUGUCGGCCACCACCACAGUGUACGUCACCGUGCUGGAUGAGAACGACAAUGCUCCGGCUUUCCAGCAGCAACUGUAUGAGGUGACCCUCGAUGAAGGUCCAGCCACGCUCAAUGCCACCCUUGUCACUGUGAAGGCCCUGGACUGGGAUGAGGGACCCAAUGGCACGGUUGCGUACGCCAUCGCCGAAGGCAACAUUUUGGGUACCUUCCACAUAGACAGCGCCACGGGACAGAUCCGCACGGUGAAGGAGCUGGACUAUGAGAUCAGCCACGGGCGCUACACCUUGAUCGUCACUGCCACCGACCAGUGCCCCAUCUUCUCACGCCGGCUGACAUCGACUGCCACGGUGCUGGUGAACCUCAACGACAUCAACGACAACCGUCCCACCUUCCCUCGACCCUACGAAGGUCCCUUCGAUGUCACGGAGGGGCAGCCCGGCCCACGCGUCUGGACCUUCCUGGCCCACGACGGUGACUCAGGACCCAGCGGGCAAGUGGAGUACAGCAUCAUCGCUGGGGACCCUCUUGGAGAGUUUGUGAUCUCCCCGGUGGAAGGGGAGCUGCGAGUGCGGAAGGAUGCUGAGCUGGACCGUGAGAACAUCGCCUUCUACAAUCUCACCAUUGCCGCCCGGGACCGGGGGGUGCCCCCCCUCAGCUCCACGAUCCUGGUGGGCGUCCGAGUGCUGGACAUCAAUGACAACGACCCUGUGCUCCUCAACCUCCCGAUGAACAUCACCCUCAGCGAGAAUGCCCCCAUCUCCAGCUUUGUCACCCGCAUCCUUGCCCGGGAUGCGGACAAGGGGCUGAAUGCCCUCCUGACCUUCGACAUAACAGCAGGCAACACGGAGAACGCCUUCUACAUCAACAGCACCAGCGGCAUUGUCUACGUAAACCACCCUCUGGACAGGGAGCGGGUGGCAGAGUACAGGCUAACCAUCACAGUGAAGGACAACCCUGAGAACAUACGCAAUGCCAGGCGGGAUUUUGACCUGCUGGUCAUCUCCAUAGCGGAUGAGAAUGACAACCACCCCAUUUUCACCCAGAGCUCCUACCAGGCUGAGGUGGUGGAGAACUCUCCCCCAGGGACUCCGGUCACAGUGCAUAACGGACCUAUCCUAGCUCUGGACGGCGACCAGGGCAGCAAUGCCUUGGUGACCUACCAGCUCCUGGAGGCAUCCCUGGACCUAUUUGUUAUCGACAACAGGACAGGUGUUAUUUCAGUGAAGCCUGGCAGUGUGAUAGACCGAGAGGCUUUGCCGGACCCUCACCUGGAGUUCACACUGGUGGCUCAUGACAUAGGGGGCCUGAAAAGCACCGCCAGCCUGUUGGUGACCGUCUUAGAUGACAAUGACAACCGCCCCAUCUUCCAGCCGGCCUCCAUCGUGGCACGGCUGCGGGAAAACAGCCCCCCAGGCUUCUCUGUCCUCCAGGUGAGUGCCACAGAUGCUGACAGUAGGUUCCUGAUCGACGGCACCACAGGGGUGAUCCGCGUGGCCAACAUCAGCAUCGACCGGGAGGAGCGGGAUGCCUACCGGCUGAUGGUGGUGGCCGUGGACCAGGGCACGCCAGCACUCUCGGGCACUGCCACCGUCAGCCUCUUCAUCGACGACGUCAACGACUGCCGGCCUGAGUUCAUCAACCCCAUCCAGACCGUCAGUGUCCCCGAGUCAGCUGCCCCUGGCACAGUGGUGGCCGAGGUGACCGCCAUCGACCGGGACCUCCACCCUCGCCUGGAGUACUACCUGCUGGAGAUCGUGGCCCGUGACGACACAGACGCCUUGGUGCCCAACCAGCAGGGAACAUUCACAGUGGAUUUUAGGACAGGAGCUGUGAAGAUCAAAACCCCCCUCAACCGGGAAUUGGUGGCCACCUACGAAGUCACCAUCUCUGUCCAUGACAAUGCCAGCGAAGUCAUCGACCGCUCGGUCAGCGUACCCAAUGCCAAGCUGACAGUUAACGUCUUGGAUGUCAAUGACAACACACCCCGUUUCCGCCCCUUUGGGGUCACCUAUUUCACUGAGAGGAUCCUGGAGGGAGCCACAGAGGGCACCACACUGAUCUCCAUCUCAGCGGUGGAACCAGCCUGGGGAGGUGGGAGUCUGGGGCAGGUUGGUAGCCUGGGGCAGGUUUCUCAUUUCAGGGUCUGCCAUUCUCUAGGGAAGGUCGUGGCCAACAGGACGGUGGACUACGAGGAGGUGCAGUGGCUGAACUUCACCAUCCGAGCUUCCGACAAUGGCUCUCCACGCAGAUCUGCUGAGAUCCCUGUGUACCUCCAGAUAGUGGACAUCAACGACAACAAUCCCAUUUUCAGCCAGCCAUCCUACCAGAAAGCUGUCUUUGAGGAUGUGCCGUUGGGUACAGUCAUCCUGAGAGUCAAGGCCACAGAUGCGGAUUCUGGGCGGUUUGCUCUCAUCCAGUACAGCCUGGGGGAUGGAGAGGGCAAGUUUGGGAUAAAUCCCAACACGGGUGACAUCUACAUCCUGUCAGCCCUGGACCGGGAGAAGAAAGAUCACUACACGCUGACAGCUGUGGCCAGGGACAACCCUGGGGACGUCUCCAGUAACCGUCGUGAGAACUCCGUGCAGGUGCUGAUCACAGUCCUGGACAUCAACGACUUCAGGCCCCAGUUCAGCAAGAGCCAGUUCAGCACCAGCGUCUAUGAGAACGAGCCAGCAGGGACAUCGGUGAUCACCAUGACUGCCACAGACCUGGACGAAGGGGAUAACGGAGUGGUGACCUACAGCGUCGAGGGACCCGGAGCAGAGGCUUUCAAGAUCAAUAAAGACUCUGGGCUCAUCACAUCCCAGCGGCGCUUACAGUCCUACGAGCGGUUCAACCUGACCGUGGUGGCCACGGACAAGGGACACCCCCCUCUCUGGGGGACCACCAUGCUCCACAUUGAGGUCAUUGACAUCAAUGACAACCGCCCCGUCUUCAUCCGCCCACCCAACGGCACCAUCCUGCACAUCAAGGAGGAGAUCCCCCUGCGGUCCAACGUCUACGAGGUCUACGCCAUGGACAAAGAUGAGGGCCUCAACGGAGCAGUGCUCUACAAUCUGCUGAAAACCGGGGCAGGGAACAAAGACUGGGAGUAUUUCAGCAUCGACUCGGUCAGCGGACUGAUCCAGACGGCCAUGCGGCUGGACCGGGAGAAGCAGGCAGUGUACAACCUGAUCAUCGUGGCCUGCGACCAGGGACAGCCAGCCUAUGAGACCAUGCAGCCCCUCCAGGUUGCCCUCGAUGACAUAGAUGACAAUGAGCCCAUCUUCCUCCGGCCACCCAGGGACAGUCCCCAGUACCAGGUGCUCUCCGUCCCUGAGCACUCACAGCCAGGCACCGUGGUGGGGAACGUCACCGGGGCUGUGGAUGCAGAUGAGGGCUCCAAUGCCAUAGUCUACUACUUCAUAGCAGCUGGGAACAGGGAGAACAACUUCCAGCUGAGCCGGGAGGGGAAGCUGCAGGUCUUGCGAGACCUGGACCGGGAGAAGGAGCCAUACUACUCCAUCAUUGUCAAAGCAUCCAGCCAGAGGAACUGGUCCCCUCCUCGGGGCCAGCGGGCAGGCAGGACUCAGCUCUGGGACCUCACCGGGGACCUGACACUUCAGGAGGUGCGGAUCUUCUUGGAUGACAUCAACGACCAGUCCCCACAGUUCACCAAGUCGGAGUACACUGCGGGGGUUGCCACCGACGCCAAGGUGGGAUCGGAGCUGAUCAGAGUGGUUGCAGUGGACGCCGAUGUGGGCAAUAACAGCCUGGUCCUGUACAACAUCUUGGGAAUCCGCUACAUCAAGCAGCACUCCAAUGACUCUGAGGAGGUGGCCAACGUCUUCAGCAUUGGAACCCUUGAUGGGAUCCUGCGAACCUUCGACCUCUUCACCGCCUACAAUCCUGGCUACUUUGUGGUGGACAUCAUGGCCUCUGACCUGGUGGGCCACAAUGACACAGCCAUUGUAGGGAUUUACAUCCUACGGGAUGACCAGCGGGUCAAAAUCAUAAUCAACGAGAUCCCUGACAAAGUCAGGCAGUUCGAGGAGGAGUUCAUCAGCCUGCUCUCCAACAUCACGGGUGCCAUUGUCAACACAGAUGAUGUGCAGUUCCAUGUUGACAAGAAAGGUCGGGUGAACUUUGCGCAGACAGAGCUGCUGAUCCACGUGGUGAACAGGGAGACCAACCGCAUCCUGGAUGUGGAGCGGGUGAUUCAGAUGAUAGAUGAGAACAAAGAGCAGCUGAGGAACCUCUUCAGGAACUACAACGUGCUGGACGUGCAGCCUGCCAUCACUGCUCGGGCCCCAGAUGACCUCUCGGCUCUGCAGAUGGCAAUCAUCGUGCUGGCCGUCCUGCUCUUCCUGGCUGCCAUGCUCUUCAUCCUCAUGAACUGGUACUACCGGACAGUGCACAAAAGGAAAUUGAAAGCCAUAGUGGCUGGCUCCACCGGGAACAGAGGCUUCAUGGACAUCAUGGACAUGCCAAACACCAACAAGUACUCGUUUGAUGGGGCCAACCCGGUGUGGCUGGACCCCUUCUGCAGGAACAUGGAGCUGGCAGCACAGGCAGAGCACGAGGAUGAUCUGCCGGAGAACCUGAGUGAGAUCACCGACCUCUGGAACAGCCCUGCCCGCACUCACGGGACCUUUGGGAGAGAGCCCUCCGCGGCCAAACCUGAGGAUGAUCGCUACCUGCGGGCAGCCAUCCAGGAGUACGACAACAUUGCCAAGCUGGGGCAGAUCAUGCGGGAGGGACCCAUCAAGGGCUCUCUCUUGAAGGUGGUCCUGGAUGAUUACAUGCGCUUGAAAAAACUCUUUGCCCAGCGGAUGGUGCAUAAGGCCACCACCAGUCAGGGGGACUGCUCUUCGGUCUCGGAGCUGAUCCAGAAGGAGCUGGAGGAGGAGGAAGAGGAGCGCAGGCCCAGCCAGCGCAGCCUCCGCUUCCGACACAAGCAGCCGGUAGAGCUGAAAGGUCCCGACGGCAUCCAUGUGGUGCACGGCAGCACAGGCACGCUGCUUGCCUCCGACCUCAACAGCCUGCCUGAAGAUGACCAGAAGGUGCUGGGUCGCUCGCUGGAGACUCUGACCACCGACUGUGGGGGCUACAGUGACCACAACGCCCGCACGGAGUCGGCCAAGUCCACCCCUCUGCACAAGAUGCGGGAGGUGAUCAUGGAGAGCCCGCUGGAGAUCACCGAGUUAUGA
This is a messenger RNA of Opisthocomus hoazin, 10029 nucleotides long. Lineage: Eukaryota; Metazoa; Chordata; Aves; Opisthocomiformes; Opisthocomidae. The record is from RefSeq and is a predicted model, not a curated record.